Molecule: messenger RNA, 2117 nt
Organism: Castor canadensis (American beaver)
Lineage: Eukaryota; Metazoa; Chordata; Mammalia; Rodentia; Castoridae
Gene: Acsf3
Product: acyl-CoA synthetase family member 3
Biological process (GO): fatty acid metabolic process
Molecular function (GO): medium-chain fatty acid-CoA ligase activity
Source: RefSeq, a predicted model, not a curated record
ACCCCCCCCGCACCCCCCACAGUGACCCCGUGACCUCAGAGGAGGGCGACCGAGCACAGCCAGGUGACUCCAAAGUGACACUCGUCGGCACCAUGCUGCUCCAUAUGAUGCUGCCCUUCAGGCGCCUGGUCUGGUCCCUGGCCUCCCACCAGGUGGCUCCUGGGAGACACAGAGGACAUGGUCACCUGCACACAGCUCCAGUGGCCCGCACAGAUGGACCUGCCCCGGUGUUCACCCGAGCCCUAGCUUUUGGGGACAGAAUCGCCAUUGUUGAUCAACAUGGCCACCACACCUAUAGGGACCUUUACUACCGCAGCCUUCACCUGUCCCAGGAGAUUUGCAGGCUCCGUAACUGUGUGGAUGGUGACCUCCAGGAAGAGAGAGUCUCCUUCCUAUGCUCCAAUGAUGUCUCCUAUGUUGUUGCCCAGUGGGCCUCGUGGAUGAGUGGUGGCAUUGCGGUUCCCCUCUACUGGAAGCACCCUGAAACCCAACUGGAGUACUUCAUCCGGGACUCCCGGAGCUCUGUGGUCGUGGCUGGCCAGGAGUACGUGGACCUGCUGAGCCCAGUAGUCAAGAGACUGGGGGUCCCACUCCUGCCUCUCACAUCUGCAGUCUACCACGGGGCAGCAGAGAGGCUAACAGAAGGGCAGGUGCAGGAGCGGGACUGGCGAGACCGUGGAGCCAUGAUCUUCUAUACCAGCGGGACUACAGGGAGGCCCAAGGGUGCACUGAGCACCCACCGCAACCUCGCAGCUGUGGUGACUGGGCUAGUCCACAUGUGGGCAUGGACAAAAGACGAUGUGAUACUCCAUGUCCUCCCACUGCACCACGUCCACGGUGUGGUCAACAAGCUGCUCUGUCCACUCUGGGUGGGAGCCACGUGUGUGAUGCUGCCUGAGUUCAGUGCUCAGCAGGUUUGGGAAAGGUUCUUGAGUUCUGAGACUCCACGGAUUAAUGUAUUUAUGGCAGUUCCUACAAUAUACGUCAAAUUGCUAGAUUACUAUGACAGACAUUUCACCCAGCCUCACGUCCAGGACUUUGUGCGUGCAGUUUGUGAAGAAAAAAUUAGGCUGAUGGUGUCCGGCUCAGCGGCCCUGCCUGUCCCUGUUCUGGAGAGGUGGAAGAGCGCCACGGGCCACAUACUGCUGGAGCGCUACGGUAUGACUGAGAUCGGCAUGGCCCUGUCCAACCCCCUGACCACAGCUCGCCUGCCAGGUUCUGUGGGAACCCCGCUGCCAGGGGUGGAGGUGCGCAUCGUCUCAGAGACCCUGCAGAAGGAGGGCUCCUCCUAUGCCAUCCAUGCAGAGGGAGGCGAGAAGGAGACAAAGGUGACCCCAGGGUUUGAAGAAAAGGAAGGCGAACUGCUGGUCAGGGGGCCCUCUGUGUUUCGAGAAUAUUGGGAUAAACCAGAAGAAACUAGGAAUGCCUUCACCUCAGAUGGCUGGUUUAAAACAGGGGACACCGCCGUAUUCAAGGAUGGCAAGUACUGGAUCCGAGGCCGGACUUCGGUGGACAUCAUCAAGACCGGAGGCUAUAAAGUCAGUGCCCUGGAAGUUGAGCGGCACCUGCUGGCCCACCCCAGCAUCAUGGAUGUGGCUGUGAUUGGAGUUCCAGAUAUGACAUGGGGCCAGCGGGUCACAGCUGUGGUGGCCCUUCAAGAAGGACACUCACUGUCCCACAGGGAUCUCAAGGAGUGGGCCAGAGGUGUCCUGGCCCCCUACGCUGUGCCCUCCGAGCUUCUGCUGGUGGAGGAGAUCCCACGGAACCAGAUGGGCAAGGUCAACAAGAAGGACCUGCUCAAACAGCUCUACCGCUUGUGACCAGAGGUUCAACCAGUCCAAGGCUCAGAGCAGCAGAGCAUCUGCUUGUGGGCCUCAUGGCAGGCCCGGCAGCCUUUAAAUGGAACCCCAAAUCAGGUUAACCAGCGUCAUGAACUGUUCAGAUGAAAUCACUGUGGAAGGCCUCCCUGCCCCAGCCCCGGGGUCACAGGUCAGUGGCCCCAGCUGCUCUCACGUCCUCAGUGGUCUUUUUGGCCACUAGCAUUUGCCAACCUCAUGAGCACAAUAAGGAUAUAUGGCUGUGUCCAGUGUAUGGCCCACUCCCGUGCCCAGGGCUGC